This is a messenger RNA of Aphanomyces invadans, 3138 nucleotides long. RefSeq lists its product as hypothetical. Gene Ontology annotation, biological process: mitotic spindle organization; microtubule-based movement. Lineage: Eukaryota; Oomycota; Saprolegniomycetes; Saprolegniales; Verrucalvaceae. The coding region runs from base 1 to 3057 and encodes 1018 amino acids. The record is from RefSeq and is a predicted model, not a curated record. Gene Ontology annotation, molecular function: ATP binding; microtubule binding; microtubule motor activity. The transcript is spliced from 16 exons.
AUGGAGCCUCCCGACGACGAUGACCCGACGGGGGUUCCCAUACCUGUUUACGUGUACAAAUGUGACAAUGUGCGUGCUGGCCCGUCGUCAGACAAUGGAACGGUCAGCGUUGACGGUCUUCGUGUGGCGAUAUCGCAGCAGGGCAACAACAGCGAGACCGUGACUGUCGACCAAGUGUUCCAGAACGCGGACGAACUCGAUGUCGUCGAGCACGCGCUGAUUCCACUCCUAACGUCGUGUGUGAAUGGGAUCAAUUCGUGCUUGCUUUGCGGCGGCUCGUCCAGCACGAUUCGCAGCACGUUCUUUCAUGGCACUGACAACGGACCCACCCAUGCGGGCGUCGCCGCGACGUUGCUACAGAACCUCUUGCUUCUGCUUGCCGACAAGCACGGUAGCGGCAACCAGCCACCACAGACGCCUCGCUUCUUUGUCCGACUUUCGUUCGUCGAGUUGUACGAAGAGACGAUUGUGGAUCUCUUGGCACCCAAGCCAUCGUCUUCCGGGCCCGUUGUUGCAGUGGCACUUCGGCAAGACAAGUUUGCUGGCGUCGAUUUCAAGAACGCUACCAAAGUCGGCCCGAUACAAUCGUCCACGGACGUUGUUGCAACGAUCCAAGCGGCAAUUCAGGACGGACGCCGUCGGCGGCGCACCGGCAUGACGUCGCUUGGCCCAGUCACGGACUUUACCAGCGCCAUUUUGCGUGUGUAUGUCAAGCAAGUGCCGACUGCCGGUCCAGUAGUGCAGUCGACGUUGGAUGUUGUGGACCUCCCGUCGUUCGAUCGCCUGACCAAGGCAUCGGCGGUGCGGUUGACAGAAGGCCCGCUGGUGAACAAGGCACUGUACGCUUUCGAGUCGGUGUGCAAAGCGUGCGAGUCCGCCGCAUCUUUCCCGCCCUACGACAGCUCCAUCUUGACUCAAGUGCUGCAUCAUGCAUUGGGCGGCGAUGCGCUGACCCAUGCACUGCUGUUUGUCGCUCCCAGCGACCACGACGGCGCCAAGGCCACGUGGCGGGUUGCAGCGAUGCUUCAACACAUGCGAACAUUUCCACUGGCGCACUCGGACGUGGUGCAAGGGUUGCGCCGCCGCCACAACGCCGAGCGAUUGUUCUGGCAAACUCAACGGCCCCAUGACACCAACGUCAUAGAUGGGACGACAGCGUCCUUGUCGACGAUGGCGCUUGUGCAAAAAACACACGAUUUGGAGGGCAAACUCAUGCAAGACAGCAUCGAAAAGUCAAAGCUAAAGGACGUGAUCGACGCCCACGUCAAGAGCCUUGCCGAGUACCGCACCAAAGUCGCUGGCCUCGUCGAGAUCGAAGUCGGCCUGCGAAAGCAAUUGCUCGAUCGAGAACGCGAGAAGCUCAGUCUGAGUAAAGCCCUCGUCGACUGCCAACUCGAGCACAGCACGGUGUUGGAAGCCCUGGAAAAGGACAAGUUUGACGUCACGACCAAGCUGCUCAACGCCGAAAACGACCUCCUCGAACUCCAGAUGCGGGAAGAGCAUCAUGACACCCAACUACGCGCAGCGCAAGACGCGGCAACCGCUGCGGUGGCGGACAAGAAGGAGCUUGCGAUCGAGUUCGUGGCGCUCAAGGCAAACUUUGUCGCAGUCAACAAGUCGUUGCAGGCCCAGUCGGCCAAGGCUCAACAGCUUAGCGUCGAGUUGCUCACGUUGGUCAACCAAAAAGCCAAGCUCGCUGCGAGUGUGGAGGACUUGGAAAAGGCCAAGGCCGAUGGUUUGGAGCGCGAGAGAAAGCUCGGGGUAGCUUUGGACAAGGCAUCAGCGCAAGAGCAAGCGUUGAUGAAUAUAAUUGCUGCUGAAAAAACCAAAAGCAACGCCUUGUACGAGGAGAAGGUGGCGCUGGAUUUCCAGCUCAAGAGCAUCUUGCUCGACGUGGAAGCGCACCAGGUCCAGUUUGAAAAGACAGCUCAACAGCAGGCACAGGCCCAGCAUGCUCAGGUGCUGGCAUUCAAGCAGGAGGCGGAGGAAGAAAUGGCUCGACGCCAGGCGAGAUGUACAGAGCUCGAGGAGCGUGGUCGCGAGAUGGAAUCGAUGACGCGCCAACUGCGUCGGGAAAUCGACGAGCUCGAGCGGGCAUUAGCGCUACGAACGAACGAAGUGUCGGACCUCCGCAGGGAAAUGACCCGGGCCGCGCUGGAAAUGGAUGACCAAACGGCAUCGUAUCGCGCAAAGUUGGUCGAGUUGUUUGGGGACAAGGCGGUUUGGUCCACUGACGGCGGCGCCGUCGCAGAUGACGCGCUGGUUGCGGCGGCAAGAUCGGCGUGGACUGCGUCCUAUGAAUCGAGGGAACGCGAUUUAGUGCAACGCCUUGCAGCGUUCGAGGAGCGGCACACUGCAUGGAGCGGACGCUACGAUGCGCUCUACCGAGUGACGAUGAAAAUGCGCGGCAUCAUCCAAGACCAUGGCGUGACAUGCAGCGACUUGCCGGAAGACUUGGACGCAUGGAGUCGGGAAGCUGCCGCGGAGAGCCACGCAAGUGACGUGGAGCGCCGUCGAGUCGCGGCAAAGGUCGAUGCGUGCACGCAAGAGCUCCGCUUGCAGGUUGAAAAGAACCUUCAAGCAGCGGAAACGUUCAAGGGAAUCCUGAGCGGAAAGGAGCGAGAUUUGGCCGCAGUGCGGUCGCAACUGGAUGCAGCUCUCGCAGCGCGUGAUCAAUUGCAGCAGCAAAACGACCGCCUGGUCCAGGACAAGUCCAACGACAAGACCAAAGACGAGAUGAAGCGAAUGCAGGACGUCCUCGUGGCACAGCUCCAGGAGCUCAAAAUGCAACUGCAGCCGCUCAAGCAGGACGGCAAGGCCACACCGACUGGCAUGGACGACGCCCACGAGUUGCGGGCGCAAGUGCGUAAACUCGAGGACAAGCUUCGCAGCGCCCAGACAACGCACAUGCAGGCCGUGGAGGCGACGGAACGGCGGUGUGCAGAGCUCACGACCAAGGCAAUCAUGCUCGAGGAAGAAGUCGUGGGACUCAAGAACCUCUUAAAGACGACGACAAAGAAGCACCGAGAGCGCGUAUUGGAACUGACGCGAGAGUAACAUAGCCCCAUGAGCAACUUGUACAUUGAGCAGGUUAAAACUUAAAGACAGUCUCGGACGUGUAGUGGAGGUCCUUGAGGA